AUGGGCGCCGGGAGCAGCCGCGCGGACGCCCCGUCGAGGCGCCGGGCACGCCUCAGCCUCGGCAGGUGCUUCGGGGCCGGAUCCUCCUCCUCCUCCUCCGCCGCCGCCGCGCACGACGGCGGGAGCUUCACCGCGGCUGGGCCCUCCUCCUCGCGCGCCAUCGAGGUACAAUCAGGGCGACCAGUGAGUGCCCUGAAUUUUCAGGCUUCUCUAGCUGCUAAGGAUCUCCAGAUUUCCAGAAAGCUGUCCAUGGUUAGGGGAAGUCUCAGUAAUGAAGCUGUUAGCAGUGAUGUAUCAGGAGAAGGAAUAAGUUUUAUAGGAUCAGAGCUGGAAAAUGUUCCUAGCACAGUCUCCACUAAUGAAAUUGGUGGCUCAACUUCUGAAUCUGGUUUGGGCCCCUCGUUGAUGACAUCUGAAAGGAUCAUGUCUGACUUAGAAGGAGAGAUAUCUCCACAAGGGAUCUCAUCCACAACUGUCAUGACAAGUGAAAGAUCUGAUGUAUCUCAAUCUAGCUUAACAUCUAUGUUUCCAAACUCUUCAACUUCAUCAUCUGCGACUGUGGAACCAAUGCCAGAUCCGAUCCCUACCAGAGCAGAUGUCCCCAUAUUCAGUGGGCCACAUGGUGAGACUGGAGGGAGUAUAUUACAUGAUGACAUGAUGAGCAUUUUCUCAAACGACGGUCUAGGACGCUCUAGAGAUUCUAGCAGCAGUGAAACAAGGAGGAGUCACAGAAGGAUUCUAUGGGAUGCAUUUUCCAGGCACGGCUCAAGAGGUUAUCCAGAAUCUGAUGCUGAUGACCUUGGAUUUUACAGUACAUGGCUAGACCUUGGUGAUGACAUUUUUGAAGAGUUGGGGGAAUCAAGAUAUUUUCAUCGCAGGCGACAUGGUUCAAUCAGAGUAAGCCAGUAUUCAAGAUCCCGGAUUAGGGAGCAUCGCCGUGCUGUUUUUGAUAGUGGUAAUGAACAAAGCACUGCGGCAUGUCCUUUGGGGAUUCAUCCAAUUGGCCGAUGCACCUGUGAUUCUUUCUUGAUUGCUGAAGAAUCUAGUACCCGAGCAAGUAUAUCAAGAAUUGUCAUGUUAACUGAGGCGUUAUUUGAGGUGUUGGAUGAAAUUCACCGUCAACCUGCAUCACUUUCACUUUCCAUGGUCUCUGUUCAGGCUCCUGAAUCUGUGGUUAAUUCGUUGCCAUGUAAGAGCUACAAAAAGCUUGAGACACCCCAAUGCAGUGAUGAUAUGGAACAGUGCCAUAUCUGCCUAACUGAAUAUGAGGACGGGGACCAGAUAAGAACUCUUCCUUGCAAGCACGAGUUCCACCUGCAAUGUGUUGACAAAUGGCUGAAAGAAAUACACAGGGUAUGCCCUCUGUGCCGUGGAGACGUCUGCGAAGUCGCCUCGUGA
Molecule: messenger RNA, 1398 nt
Organism: Miscanthus lutarioriparius
Lineage: Eukaryota; Viridiplantae; Streptophyta; Magnoliopsida; Poales; Poaceae
Source: the annotation of a GenBank genome assembly